ACAAUGUCUUUCGGCAAGAUCUACGGCCUUCCUGAGAACGGUCGCACCAUCGCUACCCUCGUCGCGGCUAAGGCCAACGACGUUGAGGUCGAGCUGGUCAAGACUGAGCCUAACUCCACCGCUGCCUUCAACCAGUCGGCCGAGUACACCAAGCUCAGCCCCCUCGGCAAGAUCCCCGCUUUCGAGGGUGCCAACGGCUACACUCUGUCUGAGUCCAUUGCCAUCGCUGUCUACUUGACCUCCCAGAACGAGAAGACCACCCUCCUGGGCAAGACCAAGCAGGACUACGCUUCCAUCCUCCGUUGGUUGUCCUUCGCCAACUCCGAGGUCCUCCCCCGCUUCGGUGCUUGGUUCCGCCCUCUCCUUGGCCUUGACGCCUACAACAAGAAGAACGUCGAGGAUGCUUCCAAGGCUGCCCUGAAGAACGCUGGCGUUCUCAACACCCACCUCACUGCCAACACCUACCUGGUUGGUGAGCGCAUCACCCUGGCUGAUUACUUCACCGCCGCUCUCCUCACCCGUGCCUUCGCCACCGUCCUGGACAAGAAGUUCCGUGACGAGAACGUUGCCAUCACCCGCUGGUACAAGACCAUUGUCAACCAGCCCGCCUUCAAGGCUAUCGUUGAGAACCCCGUCUUCGUUGAGGAGACCAUCAAGUACACCCCUCCCAAGAAGGAGGAGAAGCCCAAGAAGGAGGCUGCUCCCGCUGCCGCCGCCGCCGCUCCCGCUGAGCCCAAGCCCGAGGCUGAGAAGAAGCCCAAGCACCCCCUUGAGGCUCUCGGCCGCCCCACUUUCGUUCUUGAUGACCUGAAGCGCGAGUACUCCAACGAGGACACCCGUCCCGUUGCCCUCCCCUGGUUCUGGAAGAACUACAACCCCGACGAGUACUCUCUGUGGUCCGUCAACUACAAGUACAACGACGAGCUCAAGCUUACCUUCAUGGCCAACAACCUGAUCGGUGGCUUUCACGCCCGUCUUGAGGCUUCCCGCAAGUACCUCUUCGGUGCCCAGUCCGUCUACGGUGCCAACUACGCCUGUGUCAUCCAGGGUGUCUUCCUGGUCCGUGGCCAGGAGUUCGCCCCCGCCUUCGAGGUUGCCCCCGACUGGGAGAGCUACGACUUCCGUAAGCUCGACCCCACCAACGAGGAGGACCGCAAGCUCGUUGAAGACCAGUGGGCCUGGGAUGUCCCGGUCGUCGUUGACGGCAAGGAGCUCCCCCACGUUGACGGCCACGUCUUCAAAUAAGCUGGUGCGUUAGACGUAGCCAAUUCACGAUGAUGAUAUCCCAUUCUCCUUUUCUCGUUGGGCGAUCUCCUAGAUUGAAACUCGGCCUCCAAACCGCCAUCCCUUCCUCCACCAGGUGGGGAGCUGUCGUCGGGUAGCCCCCGCGGGGCAUACAUGUAAACUUGGACGCUAUUUUCCGUCCGAUCUACAUCCAUCCCGUCUGUCGCUCCUCACCUUAGUCCUCCUCCCUCUUCCACACUGCCCUUGAUGGUCCGGUUUACGUGUUUUCAUUCUUGGCUGAUCCCCUUUAAAAGAAAACUUCUUUUGUUUCAUGCGUAAUGCCACGCCUACGAUUGUGAUGGACCAUAGCAGUAGCUAGUCAAAAUCAAAACCACUAACUAGCACUUUGUGCUUUCCAUGA
Molecule: messenger RNA, 1645 nt
Organism: Aspergillus ibericus CBS 121593
Lineage: Eukaryota; Fungi; Ascomycota; Eurotiomycetes; Eurotiales; Aspergillaceae
Product: putative translation elongation factor eEF-1 subunit gamma
Exons: 3
Coding region: 4-1245 (413 amino acids)
Biological process (GO): translational elongation
Cellular component (GO): cytoplasm; nucleus
Molecular function (GO): translation elongation factor activity
Source: RefSeq, a predicted model, not a curated record